Ectocarpus sp. CCAP 1310/34 is the source of this 2385-nucleotide messenger RNA. NCBI's taxonomy places the organism in Eukaryota, Phaeophyceae, Ectocarpales, Ectocarpaceae. The record is from the annotation of a GenBank genome assembly.
CACCGACUGAACGUUCAUGACCCGUGGUCUACACCUCGAGGUGUUGAAUUAGCGAACAGCUCUGGGGUGUGACAAAACAGCAGGUGUUGCUAGUCUCAACGGAGACAGAGAGGAGAACGAGAGAGGUAUCGCUGUCAUGACGGAACAGGCGCUCAGGAAGCGAUUGGAGGCCUUAGUGAAGACUGGAGAGAACCGCUUCUGCGCCGACUGCGGCAAGAGAGAGCCCCGUUGGGCCUCCGUUAAUCUCGGGCUGUUCAUAUGCUUGGAUUGCUCUGGAAUCCAUCGCAACUUGGGGGUUCACAUCUCUUUUGUUCGGAGCGUCAACCUCGACACUUGGAAGCCGGCUCAAGUUCAGGGCAUGGAAGAGAUGGGAAACGAGCGCGCCAAGGCUCACUUCGAGGCCGAAGUGCCCGCUAGCUACACCGUGCCGCGAGAACACGCCACUGUCCGCGAGCGCGAGAAAUGGAUCCGUGACAAGUACGAGCACAGGCGUUUCGUGUCGAGGAGUCCUCAGCCUGCUAGGCAGCGGAAGCCGGAGGAGUCUACCGGCUCACGAUCUUCGAGGAUGGACAGCGGCGCAGCCUCCUCCAAGUCCCCCACGGGAAAGACCGGCAGCAGUAGCAGUAGCCGGGGGGCGGGGCGAACAUCUUCCUCGACCUCCACGGCGCCGUCACCGGCCGCUUCCAAGGCUACAUCAUCUACAACCACCAGGGCCGUGCCCCGCCUCCAGAAGGCCGGCACCGGGGCAGUGAAGGCCGCUUCCGCCGCCGCCGCCGCGCCGUCCGCUGUCCCCGCCCCUGCGGUCGAUCUCCUCGACUUCUCCGAGCCGGUCCCGCCGCAGGCGCCUCCAAAAGCGUCUUCGCCGCCGUCGAGGGCUUCGUCGGCGCCGCCACCGCCGCCGAUGGACCAGAUGUUCGAGUUCUCGGAUUUUCAGUCUGCGCCUUCUUCGUCGCCGGGGGCGACGGUGCCGGCGGCAGCGGCGUUGGUGGGAUCCCAGCAGCAGCAGCAGCCGGCCACAGUGCAGCAACCGGCGGCGCAGUCUGGACAAGGGCAGCAGGAGCAACCGGCGGCAGGUGCCCCUGGGAAGGCAUCGGCGGCAUCGAUCUUGUCCAUGUUCAACAGCCCCGCGGGCGGCGGCGCCGUGGGCCGCAGUAUGGCAGGGCCUGUUGGUUCAUCGCCUGUGACAGGGGUGAUGAAAACCCCAGAGCUGAACCAAGUGUCGCAGAUGAUGUCGACGCUGAACGUCGGGGGCCUCGCGCCGAUGGGCUCCCAGCAGAUGGGCAUGCCGGGUGCCGGUGGUUGGACGCAGCAGCAACAGCACCAGCCCCAGCAGGCGCAGGCCCAGGCGAUGGCGUGGGCCCAGCAACAGAAGCUCCAGCAGCUGCUGCAACAGCAGCAGCUGCUGCAACAGCGACAGCAAUGGCAAAUGCAGCAGCUGCAGCAAAAAAUCCACGGGGGCGCGGGCGCUUCUGGGGGGGCUAAGUCUGGCGUAGGCCAAGCCGGUGGAGACCAGCAACACCCGCAGGGCAUGGACGCAGCCCCAAACGGUUCGGGGCUAACUGGGCUGCGCGGGGGGGGCGAUGGGGCUACUCAAGGAAACGGCGCGACAGUAGUGAUGCCCGGCGGAUUGGGAGCAGGGGCAAGUGGCAUGGGGAUGGGGGGGCUGCGGUAACGGAGCCCACUUGCCAUCCAUGCCUUGGUUUUAGGCGAGUGCAGAGGUUUGCGGGCGUUGUGGCUUUGAGGCCCGAGAGGUAGAGCGAUGCGGAAAUCGGUCAGGACCAUCAAUUUAUUGUCUCACUUGAAUGCUCUUUGUGUAGCCUUAUCCCUUGCGUUGCUUGGUUUGGCGUUCUUUUGUUUACGCCUGCAGGAAAGUUGAGCAAUUAGCUGCCGGUUUAUGAACGUAACCGAUCACCGUGUCGCCUUGGUGCCGACGAUUUCGUCUGCCGUGUAAGGACCUUGUUUUUAGUCAUUUGGAGGCUGUGUAAACUGGAGCCUCCUUUUGGCUGUGAGCGGCGCCCCUCACCAUUUCUGUGUAUUUUCCCUUUGUCUUGUAGCCGUCGAGUCUUUCAGUCUGAGCGACGCCAGGCGUCCGGUGUUGUGUGCUAUGCUGUUUUGUGCUACUGCACCUUGUUACAUGGCACCUUGGGUUCGCCUUUCGGGGGUUAUGACAAUGAACUCACCUUCGAGUACGAUGACGGGCAGUACGAGCUCUGUUUGGGUCUGUUUUUCGAGAUUUCAGUACACGUACUCUGAGCACGUGCUAAAGUUCAACCGAAUCUCAGCCUGGGACCCCAACGAACAGGACCCUCCAGGUGGUGCUGCCGGCGUCGUCUCUCCGCCCUUCAACCUCUUCCAACCUGGUACCUUGGGAUGUACAAAUGGAGC